AAAGGGGCCAAGGAAGACUCGUGCUGACUACGCCUGCGCGCCGCACGGAGACAGAUCAAACCAACUAGGCUGUGUCAACGUACUGCGUCACUCUUUGGUCCAGAGCAUCAGCUGGGCUGGUAAUUAUCGUAAAUCUCCUCUGUGGGCACAAUGAGAUUGGUUGGUCAGAGGAUCAGUCAGCAUCAGGUCACGGGGCGUCACGAGCCUAUCACAGGUUUGCAUGAGCCCAGGCAUAGGUAUCGGACGACGUUGUCAUAUCCUCAAAGUCAAGGUGGCAAGCCAGGGAUGCUUAAUGUGGCAAAACAAGUGUAUCUUACUGUGAAAGGACGACCGACGCCGACGCCGCCGGCAACAGCGCGGACGGUGCAAGGGCACACGGAUGUAGUGUCGGCAGUCGCGUUCUUUAAAGAUGGUCGACGGGUCGUCACUGGUUCCUGGGACUGCACCCUGCAAAUCUGGGACAUGCAUAAAGGAGUAUCGAUAGGGAAAGCAUUUCUUGGACACAAGGACACUGUGCGAUCAGUCGCCAUAUCACCAGACGACAGACGAAUUGCCAGCGGUGGAGUAGAUAAUACUAUCAUCAUCUGGAACGUCGAGAGCAAGCAGAAAGUAUUCGAUCCGCUGGUGAAACAUACACGUACGGUGUGGUCUGUAUGUUUUUCCCCCGAUGGCAAGAGACUCGCCAGCGGGUCGAACGAUUCAACGGUUGUUGUAUGGGAUGCGGAGACUGGUGCUGUCAUCUCAACACUCGAGGGCCAUAGUGAUUUUGUGUUGAGUGUCGCAUUCAGCCCGGAUGGCUUGAAAUUAGCUUCCGGAUCAGAUGACCAUACCAUACGGGUUUGGCGCAUCGAUAACGCCGAACUUCUUCUUGAGAUCAACGCCCACGAAGAUCGGGUUCGAAGUGUUGUGUGGUCACAUGACGGCCAGCAACUUGUCUCCUCCUCAUACGACAAAGAAGUCAAGUUCUGGGAUGUAUUUAAUGGAGAUCAGAUCAGUCAUCCAUGUACCGGCCACACUCACCACAUCUACUCGCUCGCCAUCUCUUCUGAUGGCUCCUUUAUCGCUACCGCCUCGGAUGAUAAUACUGUGCGGCUGUGGAGCACAAAGACGCACCGGCAGAUAGGACAGGCACUCCAACACACCGCGGGGGUUCGCUGUAUCGCAAUCUCUCCCAAUGGAGAACUGCUCGUGAGCGGAGACGAGAAAGGGAAGAUUCGGUCCCAGUCUAUCAAGGACAUACUUGAGCAAGGCAAGGUGGAGGAAUGGCUAACAGAGGUAGACGAAACACACCGACAGCAACUUCUUUCUCGUAGUAACACCUGCGCGGUCACAACCACAACUACGAGCCCACCGGUGAUAACGACAUCACAAGCAGUCAUUUCUCGGAAAAUCAUGAAGUCUCUGGACAGAUUCUCAUUAAUAUCAUUUGGCAUCCUGGCUAUGAAUACGACGGUCCGCAAUGCAUGCAUUACUGGAGACCUGAAUGCCGCGGAAUUUUUGCUCACCCAAGAGAUUGAUGCAAAUGGCGCUAACUGCGAUUCCUAUGCUAAUCGCUCAAUCGUAAGGGCACGAAAUUCCGAGUGGGACAAUGCGCUUCAAGACGCAAUCAAGUCAAUUGCAAUCCAGCCCUCGUUAUUGGGCUACGUUUGCAAGGGUAUCGCUCUUUGCGGCAACGAGCAGCUCUGGGACGCGAUGGAAGCUUUUGAUCUCGCUUUCAUAUUUUCGAAUCGUGAUCCGACUACUAUUGAUCUUUUACUAUUGAUUAAGGCUGUUGCACUUUUCAAUGCCAGUCGCCACGACGAGGCAAUGCGGCGAGUUCGAGACCUCUCCACCGCUUUUCAACACUCAAAUACACUUCUAUGUAGUGUCGUUAGCUCGUAUCUAUGCGUGCAGCUUGCAAUAAUUGCUUUCGAGGAUGGGCGGUAUAAUGAAGUGCCGAUAACACCAUGUAAACCCAAGUGCAAGAUAUUCACAGUGCUCUUCGGCUGGGACUUGGAUUCGUUAUGGUCAAUCGCCAACCAAAGACGGUGCAAUGCAUGCCUCUGCGCUGGUCGAGUGAUCGAAGCGGUUGAAUCUCACCAUUACAUGACGAACACAAUUAACAAGGACCCGAAGAACCCGAAGGACAGCUACCUUAAAUGGUCCACUGGCAACCUUCAAGAAAAACUGCAUUGUGUUCUGUCUCGCAAAGGGGGAUGAGGCUGUUGCUGCGAGCAAGUAUGAGACAGCUGUUGAACUGUAUUCGGCAGGGAUAGGGUUGGAUUUCUCAUGCGAGUCCCUCUUUGCGCACCGCAGUAGGGCAAAUUUGGGCCGAAAAUUUUAUGCA
Suillus clintonianus is the source of this 2326-nucleotide messenger RNA. Its product is annotated as WD40-repeat-containing domain protein. The record is from RefSeq and is a predicted model, not a curated record. Lineage: Eukaryota; Fungi; Basidiomycota; Agaricomycetes; Boletales; Suillaceae. The transcript has 10 exons. Bases 151 to 2199 code for a protein of 682 amino acids. Gene Ontology annotation, molecular function: protein binding.